This is a messenger RNA of Rotaria socialis, 603 nucleotides long. NCBI's taxonomy places the organism in Eukaryota, Metazoa, Rotifera, Eurotatoria, Philodinida, Philodinidae. The record is from the annotation of a GenBank genome assembly.
AUGUCUGUCUACGAUAGUAAAGCUAAUUAUCAUCCAGUAUCAACUUUACCUGGUAGUUUACCUAAUGGAUCUUAUCUUUUACCUGGUAAUGGCUAUUACAGUGUCGAAGGGCAUUUACCUCGGCUUCGUUAUGAUACGCAAAAAUUUUUAGACGAUCCAAAAUAUGCUUAUUCACAAAGCUAUCGUAUUGAUGCAAUGCAAUCAUUGCGUAAUGCAAAAAAAGGCACUAGUUUACCUCGAUAUUAUUCAUAUUAUCCUCAUUUCGAAGCAGCACGUGAUCGACAUAUCUUUGUACCAAAACAUUUUCCUAAUGAAAAUCCAUCGUGUUAUGAUCAUAAAGGUUUACAACAUUUCAAAGAACUAGCAUCAAAUUCAGAUUCUUAUGCGCUGCGUAGUGUUAAUACUUUACCACCGGUGGAUUAUGUUAGUAUACCGAAAUCUGAUCAAGCUGAUGAAAUUUAUCGAACUUACCAACCAAAAAUGCCCUACGACAUGAUGGUACUACGUGAUGAACAAACAUAUAAAACGCCAUAUUCAAAAGAUUGUAUGACACGCAGCCAUUCGUAUAUUUCAAGUACGACUCUUGUACCACGCGGACCUUAA